Molecule: messenger RNA, 1048 nt
Organism: Pomacea canaliculata
Lineage: Eukaryota; Metazoa; Mollusca; Gastropoda; Architaenioglossa; Ampullariidae
Product: all-trans retinoic acid-induced differentiation factor-like
Exons: 7
Coding region: 90-773 (227 amino acids)
Biological process (GO): positive regulation of osteoblast differentiation
Cellular component (GO): intracellular membrane-bounded organelle
Source: RefSeq, a predicted model, not a curated record
CGAGAUAAGCCGAGCAGGGCCGGAUGUAGGCAGCACGUGACACAACAUCUGACACAUGAGGGUGACACAAGUGUCGUAUUCAUCGCAUCAUGUGGCUGAAAGUAAUAAUGUGUUUCAAACUGCUUGUACUUCUUGUAAUCGCAGAUACUACACUAGAAAGCUUUGCAUCUGUGUGUCAGAGGCAAUGUGAAAGUGACAUGAAAAAGCAAGUGAAAGCAGACUGUUCGUCACAAGGUCUGAAUAUAAGUGGACGCUGUUGUUACAAUGAGACAAGUAUCUCAAGUGCCGUUGUAAUAGACUUGCACAACUGCAGUUUGGACAAAAUUGAUGAUCUUUUCAAAAACUUGACCCAUCUUAAAAAUAUAUCGUUGGAGGACAAUCCACUCUUUGGCAUUCAAGCAUUGGAUUUCUACAAACUUACUGAACUGGAAUAUCUUUGGCUUCCAGUCAAAAGUGCAUCAGCUGAAUGCCCAGGAGGAGUAAGUGCAUGGAAUAAAUCGGAGAUGACCUCUAGUGUGCUUUUUUGCCAGAAGCUGAUUGACCCUUGUGUAGAAAACAAUGAAACAUGUCCAAAUCCACAAUCUUACUGUAAACCUGCUGGCCCAGGUCUUGUAGACUGUUUGUGUUCUCCUGGUUACCAUGGUUACAAAUGUCUCAGACAGGGGUCCUUUCCAACUGCAGCAUUUGCUGGGGGACUCGCAGGAAGCACACUGGCAUUGUCAGCAGUGCUUUGUUUCUUUCGCACCAAAGGCAUCAAAAAACAUUCAUCCUAAUUCUUCAGGCUGUGAAUGCAUGUUGCAUCAAUAAAUAUGAUCUCAAUGAAUGAAGGCAGAAAAAGUGUACAAGAAAUAUUAGUUUUCUGAACCCAAAAUCUGUUGUAGGGUGGGUACAGAAAAUUGUGUAUGUGAGGGUAUAUAUGCAAACCUUUGAGAAAUUGAAUGUAUGCGUGGAAGGAAAAAAGUGUACCUAACACAUCCAGUAAUGAUCUUUGUACUCAGGUUUCAGAAAAAUGCAUUUAUCCUUAAUAAAAAAUAAAAAAUAAAAAAAA